CCCUUAUAUAAUAACAAAGAUAUAUAAAAAGAAACACAAAUUCAUUAAGAAAUAAAGAAAGAGAGAUAAUUGAAACUCCAUGAUUCAAAAAACACACAUGCCUUGGGUUUUGCUCCCUAUUUAGCUUAUAUUACUACUAUUUCUACUCACUUAUUAAUAAGCUAAAUUAAAAGCAACCCAAAUCAAAUCCUCUUGAAAAGUUUCUACAAAAGCCCUCUCUUGGACCUUCAACCACCCAAAAACUCUAAAAAAAAGAGAGGAUAGAUAAUAAUGAAUAGGGGCGUUUUGCAAAACUCUCCGGUGCAACAAAUGAUGGCAGCCGGAAAUCCAAGCUGGUGGCCUAACAUAAACAAUUUGAUGAGACCUCCCAUUUUAUCUUCUCAUCAUCAUCAACCACUGCUUUCGUCGCCUUCUUCGUUCUUAGCUCCGCCUCUGAAUAAUAAUAGUAACAACAACGAUGAGAACAACAAUAAUAACAAUAAUGUUUUCCAAGCUCAAUAUAAUAUGAAUUCCUCUUCUUCUUGGCUUGGUGAUCAUCCUAGCAACAACAACCAUCAUGAGCAGCAUCAUCAUCAUCAACUUCCUGAGUCUUGGAGCCAACUCCUCUUGGGUGGAAUUUUCUUAGAAGAAGAAGCAAAAAAAAUGGAGACAAAUAAUUGGGAAGAACAAGUUGUGCUUCAACAACAACAAGCUAAUCAUCAUCCUCAUCUUGUAGAUGUGAAGCAAGAAAGCUCAGUAAAUAGUUAUAAUAGUAAUAACAAUAAUAAUAAUAAUAAUGUUUAUAAUGAUCAAGAAUUUCAGCUAGUAGCAGCAGCUAAAGCAGCAAAUUGGUCUCAUCAUCAUGCUCAACUCAAUAAAAUUCCUGUUUCUUCUCCUCAAUCUUGUGUUACCUCUUUUAGUACUAGUAGCAACAAUAACACCACCACCAACAACAACUUGUUGGAUUUCGCCUCGUCGAUUUCUAGUGACAAUCUUCAUUCUAGACAUCGUCCUCCUCCUCCUCCUGCCCCCGAUCGCUCCACCGAGUGUAACAGCAAUGCUAGUGGUGGGGCGGUAGCGAAGAAAGCCAAGGUUCAACCUUCUACAACUCCAUCGACUGCUUUCAAGGUGAGGAAGGAGAAAUUAGGAGAUAGAAUAACUGCCCUUCAUCAGCUUGUCUCACCUUUUGGAAAGACUGACACAGCAUCUGUCUUGUUAGAAGCCAUUGGCUACAUUAGAUUCCUUCAGAGUCAAAUUGAGGCCCUCAGUCUUCCAUACCUAAACACUGGAGCAGGAAACAAGAUGCAGCCUCACCCUAUUCAAGGGGAGAGGAAGUGUAUAUUUCCUGAAGACCCUGGUCAGCUCUUGAAUGACAAUUGCUUGAAGAGAAAAGGAGGUCCUGAUCAGGAUUCAUAUGAAGAGGCAAAGGACUUAAGGAGUAGAGGGCUAUGUUUAGUUCCGGUGUCAUGCACAUUACAUGUGGGAAGUGACAAUGGAGCUGACUAUUGGGCUCCGGCACUCGGCGGCGGUUUCAGGUAGACGGAAUAGGGAUCUAGUAUGUGCAUCAACGAACGGCACACCGAAGCUUCAAUUGAAACGAUAUAACAUCAUUAGCAGUCAAUCUGCCCCCAACAAUAUCUUCCUAUAUGAAGAAAACAAGGUUGAUUGCUCCUGAUGCUAUGUUCUAUUUCUCUUGUAUUGCAUUUAAGUGUGCUGUAAAUUUAAUUUAGAUUUAAGAUUUCAAGCUAGUGUUUUUAAUCUAGUUUUAACAAUAAGCUACUACUAUUUUAAUCAAGAUUGCUCAUUUUAUUUUAGUAUAUUAUUAAUAUUAUCAAUUUA
Chenopodium quinoa (quinoa) is the source of this 1818-nucleotide messenger RNA. Its product is annotated as transcription factor bHLH68-like. The record is from RefSeq and is a predicted model, not a curated record. The coding region runs from base 271 to 1518 and encodes 415 amino acids. The transcript is spliced from 9 exons. NCBI's taxonomy places the organism in Eukaryota, Viridiplantae, Streptophyta, Magnoliopsida, Caryophyllales, Amaranthaceae. Gene Ontology annotation, biological process: regulation of transcription by RNA polymerase II. Gene Ontology annotation, molecular function: RNA polymerase II cis-regulatory region sequence-specific DNA binding; DNA-binding transcription factor activity, RNA polymerase II-specific; protein dimerization activity. Gene Ontology annotation, cellular component: nucleus.